This is a messenger RNA of Aplosporella prunicola CBS 121167, 2797 nucleotides long. RefSeq lists its product as uncharacterized. Lineage: Eukaryota; Fungi; Ascomycota; Dothideomycetes; Botryosphaeriales; Aplosporellaceae. The transcript is spliced from 3 exons. Bases 350 to 2656 code for a protein of 768 amino acids. The record is from RefSeq and is a predicted model, not a curated record.
AAUGGGAACAAGACGUCCAGCAGUGCAAGGAAUGCUUGCUUCGCAUCAAGCGCAUCCGCGGGGGACUGAAGGCGAGGCGGCCAAUGGCGGCGUGCAACAAGGCGACCCCAUGCUGCGCCGGUGCCAGCUCAUCCGGCCGCGCGCCGGCUUGCAUCAAAAGGGCCCGCCCUUGCCCCGUCAAACACUCGACUCGACUCGAUCUCUCUCCCAUCCUUAGCCCACUUUGCUUACCCGACAGAACACAAUCAUCACCACCACCACCACCAACUACACAUCCACCUGACGCCCAUCGUUGCCCCUCACUCACCACACGCGCCGCCGCCGCCCAAACGCCGCCCACCUUCUUUCAAUGGCGGGCCCGCUCCUCGACUCCACUGAUCCCUUCCUCCAGAUCUUCCAGCGCGAACGCCAGUCCGUCUGGGAGAGGAAUCAGCACUUGUCCGACCACGACCGCGAACUCCUCUGGACCCAGCGCAAGGCCGAGCUCGCCUCCUUCAUCCACGCCGACGAGGCCCACGCCUUUGCCAACAAUGUGCAGGCCGCACACACGACGCCCCGGACCCUGUCCUACAAUCCGGCCACCACUUCCUUCGACGUCCCCUUGGCCAUGUCCCGCAGCCAGGACCUCUCCCUCCACUCCGCCCCCAUGAUGGCCUCGUCGUCGUUCCCCAUCGACGUCCCGCGCGGCAACCACCUCCCCUCGAGCGAGUUCCUGACGCAGCACCGCCUGGACCAGCAGCAGCAAUUCCACCAGCAGCAGCACCAGCACCAGCAGCAGCAGUACCAGCACCAGCACCAGCAUCACCAGCAGCAGCAACCCCUCGAUUGGCCCGCAGCGUCGUACACGCUCAGCUCGCGGCCGGGGCUCAACCGGAACCGCUCCCUGCGCCAACCCAUGCCGCGCCUCAACGAAGUCGAGGUCUUCGACGACCCCUCCGAGUACAUCGCCACGUUCGACGGCGCCGCCCCGGCCAGCCUGCCCACGCACCUCGACGCCUUCUCGCACGACGCCGCCGCCGUUGCCGCCGCCGCCUGCCUGCCCCCCUCGCUGCACCACCGCUCCUGGAGCACUGCUGACGGCUCCGUCUCGCCCAGCACCUCCAUCGGCGACAUGACGGUGGGUUCUACGCUCGCCAGUGACAGCAUGAGCCGCCAGAGCAGCAGCAGCACCUAUUUCGCUUCCGCCUUUGACAUGAUGCGCGUCCAGUCCAACUACUCGAACGUCUCUGACUCCGUCUUCCAAGAUGAUUAUUUCUUUUCUGCGUCGCCGUCUAUUGGCAAGGCCCCCCAGGGGGGCUUGGCAAUAAACGAGCAAGUUUCCUUGUUUCCUAUGUCUUCUUCUACUGGUGGUGCACCAGUGGCUUUUCCUACUCAGUCAAAUUCCUCUUCUUCGUCUUCUGUUCCUUCUGUUUCUCCUCUCGUCACGAGUGCGCCGUCUGUGCACUUUUCUCUUCAGACCAGCAUGGCGCGCUCGACCUCGCUCGAGAGCGCCACGGCCGACGCGGGCGUGUCGCAGGCUCGUCCCGCGCGCCGCCACGUCGAGCAGGUGCGCCCUAUCGCGCCCAAGUCUGACGCCAUCAACAACCACAGCAGCAGCAGCAACAGCAGCAGCAGCAGUCCCGUCGCGGCCAAGGCCGGCGCGAAAAUGGAGCGUGCCCACACCAGCGGCGCGACGGGAUCUGCGCACACUGCGACACCCUCGACGUCGGCGACGCUCGUGCGCGUGCCCACAACCGACGGCACGACCAAGUCUGUGGCCGCCAUCUCCAAAGCGCCGUACAUACGGCCCGUGCACCCCAAGAUCAUGUGCCAGCAGUGCAACGAGCACCCGGAGGGCUUCCGCGGCGAGCACGAGCUGCGCCGCCACACGGAGCGCGUGCACAGCGCCAUCCGCAAGGUGUGGGUGACGGUCGACGCGUCGGCGGGCCAGCGCUUCCUGUCCAACUGCAAGGCGUGCCGCAACGGCAAAAAGUACGGCGCCUACUACAACGCGGCGGCGCACCUGCGGCGCGCCCACUUCAACCCCCGCAAGCGCGGGCGCAAGGCCAAGGGCGACGAGCGCCGCGGCGGCAAGGGCGGUGGAGAUCACCCGCCCAUGGACGUGCUGAAGACGUACUGGAUGAAGGAGGUCGAGGAGUUUGUGCCCGAAAACGCGGUCGUGAGUGGCAGUGGCAGUGUCAGCAGCAGCGCCAGCAGCAGCAGCGCCAGCACGGUGCAGCCGCUGCCGCUGCAGUGCGAGGUGAUUGACCUGGAAGCGGAGGAGGACGGCGACGGCGACGCCGAUCUCGACCUCGAUGUCGAGAUGGACAUGGAUGCGGCUGACGAAGCCGCGCUGCAGGACGAGGCGCUCGCGCUUGUGGCGCCGGCCGGCUCGUCGGCCUCUACCGCUAUCGACCUCUCUGCGUAUCCGGACGCGUCGUCUGCCGCUGCCGUUGCUGCUUCUUCUGUCGACACGGCAGGCUUCGGCGACGUCAUGGCUGCGUAUGCGGACCCGGCUUUGUUGGGCAUGGGCUUGCAGAUGCAGAUGCAGAUGCCGUUUGAUGAGGCGGCGCAGCAGCAGCAGCAGCAUCAGCACCAGCAGCUCCAGCACCAGCACCAGCAGGUCUUCGACCCCACUGGCAGCAGUGGCAGCGGUCACGAGUAUGCUUACCUGUAGAGAUUUUUCCCUUUCAUUAUUGUGGUGUCGACUCGGGGGGUGCAGUCUCGGACUGCAUCGAUUUCUUUUCUUUUUUCCCUUUUUUUUUCCUUUUCUAAUUGUUGAUGUUUGCUUUGACUUCCCUUUGUUGUACAUUUCUUU